CACAUCUUUUACUUCGGUAGUAUUGUAAAAAAUCAAUUCAUUCCAAUUACCUUUUGUAUGGAACCCUCGUUAAUGUAACAAGAAAGUGCAUUAAUAUAAUAAAUCGCUAAGUAAUUGGGAAGGUCACUAUAAACUGUUGAGUGCCGUAGUUGACCGGUGCGCGCGCGCAAGCCACACGUGUUCUAGAGGCGAACGAAUUCCCGCUCCAGAUACGGAAACUUCGCUUAGUUUUACACUGUGAUUACCGCCGCCAAUAUUCAAAAAAUAACUUUAAAAAUAUCAUGUUCUAAAUUCAACUUAAAUGCAAUAAAUUCUACCAAAACCAUGUUUUUGCUACUGAUCCCUGAAAAAGUGGAUAUGUCCUUAUCAAUACAGUAGUAUCCAGUGUGCUAAGUACUGACGACCUGCCGCGAAAUGAGGAACAACCUUACAUGGGUUCUCUUUCUGAUACUACCAUGUGUGUCGGUGUGGGCGCGGCCGCUGGAGCCGGCAGGGGCGGCCACUAUGUCCGUCGACGCAGUCAAUAUGCCAAAGCUGGAAGACGCUUCCGAACCCGAGCAAGUCAUAUCUGUAAGGAUCACCUCUUCCGUCGCAGUCGGCCGUGGGAAAAACAAACCCAGGACUCACGAAAACAAACACAGAACUAGUACUGAAGGUUAUUCGUCUUCUAUAAUUACUGUGAACUCGUCUACGGACAAGCACACGGCUCCGACAGACGCUACGAUGGCGCCCGAGCUUGCCGGAGCCAACAUAGAAUUCAUCAAACAACUACAUUCCAAAAAAGAAUCCAGAGGUCUCCAAAACUUUGAAGGCAUCCAUACAUUUCCAUCCAACAUAGAAAAUCAAUACUCUAAUGAGACCGACUCCAUAGCCGAGCCCUCUGUAAAGUCUGUUUUAGAAGUUGAAACCGAUGAAGACAACGAGAACAUUGAACAAAUUCCACUAGGAAGGUCACUGUCACUAUCGCCGGCACCGAAAAAUUUUAUUCAAGGUCUAACUCAUAAACCGAGCGAAAGGGGGAACAAUCCGAGAUUAACGACUGUAAGUUUUAACAUAUUGCAUGACAGGUCUAAAGUGACCGGUGAUUAUAGUGAACCUAGUGACACGUACAACACGCAGCGCAGCGUCGAAGUGCCGAAGUUUUAUAACGAGCCUGCUAAAGUGUACAGUCAGCCUGCUCAGGUGUACAGCGAGCCUGCAAAGUUCUACAGCGAACCGGCUAAAGUGUAUAGUGAGCCUGCUAAAGUGUAUAGCGAGCCGGCAAAGGUUUAUAGUGAGCCUGCGAAGAUUUAUAGCGAACCUGCGAAGUUUUACAGUCAGCCUGCGUCGCUGCAUCUACCAGCUGGAGACUACAAGCCGUGGCAGCCGACUCCUGUUCCAAUGAGCUCUGUAACCACGCCUAUAAACGCGGUUACUAUGACGACCGUGACGCCGAGUAAGCAGCGGAUAAUAGAACAAAUGCCAGAGAAAAACUACGAGGUAGAUGAGAAACUAAGCGUGUUGACGGAUGGUCGGAGCCACGGCGUGCAAGAGUCUAGUACGGAGAGCUGUAAGCAGGAGAAUUGCAAGGUGGGGUACGUGGUAGAAGGGAGGCAGUACCGCAAGUACCGGGUGGAGGAGCGCACGGCUGAUGGGUUUAUCGUGGGCGAGUAUGGCGUGGUGAGGCACGAGGACGGAGCGCUGCGUGGAGUGAGGUACACGGCCGAUAGCGACGCCAGUCCGCGGCUAAUAUAUGACGCGCUCAUGAAGUUCCUCCAGCUCAAGUGACCACGUGAUCAAUGCUAUUGUGAAUUUUAGGAGUACUGACGAGUGUCAUUGUAAAAAUAUUCAUUGCUAAUAUAAUUCAGUUAGACUUUGUAGUAAGUUGGUAACAUAUCAACUGGAUAUUUGCAAAGCGACAACGAUAUUUUGAGGUGACUUCCGGUGCCCUGAAAUUUACCGAGCGAGACCGUUGUCUGGGUGACAAAAUAUUGGGCUGACAAAAUCUGGUAUGCCAUCAAAAAGAGGAGAAGUGACCACGUAACCCGACAUCCUUCCCGCAUCACAAUUAUUUGCUCAUUUAAUAUUAAGGUCUAUAAAUCACUUUUCAACAGAACAUUAUUUAUUAAAGACUGAGUGAUGGUAAUUUAUCGCGUUCAGUAAUCCACGCUUGCAUUCUAGACGUCACUUUCGUUACGCUUCACUAGAGUACGCCGCAACAACUAGUGAUUUACGUCAUCAUUAUUUUAUUAACCGGCUUCAAAAAAAGAAGGCGGUUAUUUUCAAUAACGUGUUCACGAAUUUAAAAGCGCAAUUACGAUAAUGCUCGGAUAUCUCGGACCCCGUUCGAGUACUACAUAAGCGUAGAAUAAUUGAAUAUUCUUUCAGAUAAACUAAUUUAUCUAGAAAGAGUAUGGUGCCAUUUAUAAGUGAAAGUGUAAAUUGACUCAAUACUCGCUCUCUUGUUAACUUAAGUAGUUAAUAAUGCCAUUAAGUAUCGAUUAAACAUUGAGAAAUGCA
Pectinophora gossypiella (pink bollworm) is the source of this 2499-nucleotide messenger RNA. RefSeq lists its product as uncharacterized. The record is from RefSeq and is a predicted model, not a curated record. The coding region runs from base 415 to 1767 and encodes 450 amino acids. NCBI's taxonomy places the organism in Eukaryota, Metazoa, Arthropoda, Insecta, Lepidoptera, Gelechiidae. The transcript is spliced from 2 exons.